UUUGCCCGUUAUUGCUGUUUUCGCAUUACUGCAGACGGUGAACUGGCAAGUCCAGUUGUUGGCUGAUGUUGUCGUACUGUCCGGAGAAGCUGAGCUCCGAAAUUAAAAACGAGAAAGGUCUGCAUUUCUAUUAAAGUAUCGACAAGAAGUGGAACUAUCUGGCAGUUCUGGAGACUCGAGAGAUGGAAUAUAAAUCUGAAGAAGUGACCUCCAAAGAGGAGAGUAAUGACAAGUGAUGUGUGGGGUGGUGUCAAGGCCUGUAUUGCUAAUUUGGAAGUUGCUUUGCUGUGUAAUUUGUUUGCUGCUUUGGUUCUGUGCUACAGUGUGGACUUUUAAGAGCAGCAGCACCCAAAACCAAUAAGCAGCUCAACAAACAGCUAAUAACCAAUCGCAUUUGCAUAUCAGAAUGAAGAAAACUGCUAACGCUGAAUGUGAUUGGUUGGUGUAUUUUGCCUAAAGUAGCUUAACAAAGCACUGGAAAGCUGAAAAUCCCCCACGGGUGACCUGAGAGACUGCCUGACCCAAUAACAGUUGUGCCUGGUGCAAGACCCCCCAUUUCUCAGGACAGGUAGGGUGUCAACUUCAAAAGCGAAAGGGCCAGGCCUGGCACCACUUUCUACAAACGUCCCUCUGUGGCUGAUAACCUGAAGUGUUGGCUGUUCUCAUUAAAGACACAUUUACUGAGUAGCCUUUGUGAAAUAUGCAUUCUGUGAGGAAAAGCUGGGGUAGAGCACCAAAGGGAAACCAUUUAUCAGGAAGGCUGGGACAUUAAGGUGCAAGUGCCUGCAGGGUGCUGCUGUACAGGACUCUUCGUUCCAAGUAUACCAUGGAGAGCAAAAAACCAGUGAAGAUUAAGGAAGAAGACUGCGAAUGGGAAUCUGUGCAAUGUCAGACAAACAUUUAUGGCAUUGAGCAAGAGAAGGGUUGUGAAUGGGAACCAGUCAUCGUUAAAGAAGAGUCUGAGCUGACAUAUGACACCACUAACCUGCAAAAAGACGAACUUGUAAACCAGGCCAAGGCAAAAGACCUUAAAUCGGAGUCGGAAUAUCCGCAUGUGUACCAACAGGAGGAAAUAACUGGGACAAGCUUCAAGAGAAGUCAACCUCACUCCCUCCAGAAUCAUUCUGUCCAGGUGAAGACCGAACCUUUCCAUUAUAAUAUGGAGGUGACUGAGAAUACGUCCUGUUCAACGUACUCUGGAGAAGAUUUACAAGAAAGCAGUAUCUUCUCCCCAUCUUCAUUUCCUGUGUCCUCUCUUCACCAUAGACUACAGCAAAAUGAAAGCGUGAAAAAACUGACACCUGAAUCAGAGAUUUUAUUACCGGGAUUGUUGCCAUGCAGCUUUUUGCCUGUUGUGAAAUUAACAAGAAUAGAUGCAGUCAAUACUCAACAGCAGAGGCAUCAUGCAAAUUCAGCGGCUGUGUAUGUCUACCAAGAGAAGAGAAGUACUUUUAAACAACAAUCUAAAACUAAGUGGAGUCAUAGUGAGCAGAAACCAUGUCGCUGUUCUAAGCAUGGCAAAGAGUUCUGUGACAAAUGCAGUCUUCAGUUCCACUCAAAAGUUCACACAAAAGAGAAAACAUAUUGUUGCUCUGACUGUGGCAAACGAUUUGCUUUCAAUCACUGUCUUCAGACACACAUGAGAAUUCACACUGGAGAAAAGCCAUUUUCUUGUUCUGAAUGUGGAAAACAAUUCACCCAUAAAAGCAAUCUUCAGGCUCACAAGCGAAUUCACACUGGUGAAAAGCCAUAUUGUUGUACUGACUGUGGCAGAAAAUUCACCUAUAGUAGCCAUCUUCAAACUCACAGAAGAAUUCACACUGGAGAAAAACCAUAUCAUUGUUCAGAAUGUGGCAAACAAUUUUCACAAAUCAGCAGUCUUCAGAUUCACAGAAGAAUUCACACAGGAGAGAAACCACAUUGUUGCCCUGACUGUGGCAAACGAUUUACUUUCAGUCGCAGUCUUUGGAUGCACAAGAGAAUUCACACUGGAGAAAAGCCAUAUUGUUGUUCUGAUUGUGGGAAACAGUUCACCCAAAAAAGCAAUCUUCAGGCUCACAAGAGAAUACACACUGGAGAAAAGCCAUUUCAUUGUAGUGACUGUGGCAAACAAUUCACGUUCAGUAGCCAUCUUCAGGCUCACACAAGAAUUCACACUGGAGAAAAACCAUAUUGUUGUUCAGAAUGUGGGAAACAAUUUUCACAAAUCAGCAGUCUUCAGAUCCACAGAAGAAUUCACACUGGAGAAAAGCCAUAUUGUUGUUCACAGUGUGGCAAACGAUUCUCCUGCAAUAGUUAUCUUCAGACCCACAGAAGAACUCAUACUGGUGAGGAGCCGUAUUGCUGUUCUGAGUGUGGCAAGGGAUUCUCUGACAAAGGCAGUCUUCAGACCCACACAAGAAUUCAUGCAUGUGAGAAGUUGUUCCCCCGAGGUGAGGCUGAGACUCCUCCAUUUAUCUUGGACCCAGGAGCACUUCCUAGUCACAAGGAUGCUGCCCAUAGCUGGGAGAUCCUCUCCCAAAAGCACUCCCAGCGCCACAGGAGUCUCCUUUCCAUGUACACCAUGGAGAACAAAACAAGCUCUGUGAAUGUUAAGGAAGAAGACUGUGAAUGGGGAUCUGUGCUACAUCAGAUGAAGGUGUAUGAUGAUGAAGAUAAGGAGGAUAGUGAAUGGGCUCCGGUACUGUUUAAAGAAGAGUCUGAGCCAGCAUCUGUUAUCGUGGACUUGCAAAAAGAUGAAGUUAUAAACGGUAUCAAGACUCAAGGCAUUAAACAGGAGUCUGUCACUCAAUGUGUCUCCUCAGGUGAAACGCUAACUGGAACAGGCUUCACGAAAAGUAGACCUCACUCCCUCGAGAAUACGGUGAAGAGAGAAUAUUGUGAUUGUAAUGUGAAGAGGACUGACAAAGCAUCCUGUUCAAUGCAUCAUGGAGAAGAUUUACAAGAGAGUGGCACCUUCUCCACAUCCUCAUUUUCUCAGUUGUCUCUUCACUGCAAACUACAGCAAAAUGAAAACUUAACAUCAGGCUCAGACAUUUUGUUACUGACCUCAUUGCCAUAUAGUUCUUUGCCUGUUGUGAAAAUAAUAAGUGUAGAUGCAAUCAACACCCAACAACAGGCUCAUGAUACAAAUUCAGCAGCUUCUAAAACUAACAAUAUGUGGAGUCUUAUAGGACAGAAGCAAUAUGUCUGUUCUGAGUGUGGAAAACCAUUCUCCUGCAAUACCACUCUUAAGAGGCACAAACAAAUUCAUACAGGAGAGAAGCCAUAUUGCUGCUCUGAAUGUGGAAAACAAUUCUUUCAAGUAGGACAUCUUCAAGCCCACAGCAGAAUUCAUACGGGUGAGAAACCAUAUUGCUGUUCUGAAUGUGGCAAAAGGUUCUCUAAGAAGAAUGGCCUUCAGAUCCACAUAAGAACUCACACUGGAGAGAAGCCAUAUUGCUGUCCUGAAUGUGGCAAGCAAUUCAUCACCAGUACUAGGCUUCAGAUUCACAGAAGAAUUCACACUGGAGAGAAGCCAUAUUGCUGCUCUUAUUGUAGGAAACAAUUCUCAGACAAGCGUGUACUUCAGUUACACACAAGAACUCACACAGGAGAGAAGCCAUAUUGCUGUUCAGACUGUGGCAAGCAAUUCACUCAAAUAGGCAAUCUUCAGACCCACACAAGAAUUCACACCGGGGAGAAGCCAUUUUGCUGUUCUGAAUGUGGAAAACAAUUCUCACAAAUAGUCCAUCUUCAAUCUCACACAAGAAUUCAUACUGGGGAGAAGCCAUAUUACUGUUCUGAAUGUGGCAAACGAUUCUCUGACAGACGUGGAAUUCGGUUACAUACAAAAGUUCAUUCGGGAGGAAAUUCAUAUUGCUAUUCUGAUUGUGGGAAGUAAUUCACCACCGAUAGAUAGAUGGGAUUAAUAAAGAAUCUAUCUAUCUAUCUAAGGGGAAAUUCACUAUAGUAUAGUCACACAGGAAUUUACAUUAGGAAUGACACCUCUUAACUAAUGAUUAAGAUUCACUCCUGUCUGGACUGCACAAAAAAGUAAUACAGAGUUUUUGUCAGGGUGAAUUUCUGUGUGGCUGUUCUUAUUGUCGGAAAACAUUCUCUAAUAAAUGCUGUCUUCAGGUUCAAGAAUACAAUGAAGAGAAGAAAUAAAACAUGUAAAAAGAAAAGUGUGACAUACUUAUCAAGUACUGUUUACAACCUGUGAAUGGAACCCAACAUCUGGAAAUUGCAUGGGCCUGAUUGAAAUAAACAAUGUGCACAGAUCAACAAGCAUUGGACUUCAAACAUAUCCGACGUCUUCAGAUCAACAGAAAGUGUUCAGCCAUUAAAGUCAAAAAAGUCUUCAUUGUAACACCUUUUUAUUUAAUGUUGACACCUGUUGCACAGAUAGAGCUAGUACAGUGGAUUAGUUUUGAGAAAACAAGCCACGUCAGCCCACUAGCAAGGGCUUGGUUUAAGAAUUGAUUUGGGUGAAAAACAGACUGGCAACUUCAAGGUCUAAAAAACAAAAGUUAAGGUCUGAUGUUUUGACAGUUAAAAUGGACAGUUUAGAAAUAAAAGUGUUUGCUGAGCUGCGACAUUAAGAAUUUCUAACAGGUGACCAGGGCACAGAGGGUAAGGGUCCUGAGCUACAGUUUCAGUGUCGGUGUGACCCAAGAUGUGUCAUGACCAAGGCUUGAUAUUGUCAUGAAGUAUCUAAUGAAAUAAUAAGUAAAUAAUGAGGUAACUAAAUGAUAAACCUUAACAGUACAUAUAUUAAGGACUAACAAGUCAUGCAAAAUGACCCCUUGUAUUGGCUGAGUAGAAAGAUUACAAUAUGCAAGCUUUCGAGGCAACUCGGGCCCCUUCUUCAGACAAGAUGUAAUACAGAAACUGGAGUUCCCUGUGUUUAUAUACACACUAGGACAGCGCUUCCUGAUUGGGGGUGCCAGAAUCCAUCGAGGAAGAAAAAUGAAAAACAUUAUUUGUACAAAAUCUUAAUUUAUCUAUCCAUUCCUAAAUAA
This is a messenger RNA of Erpetoichthys calabaricus (reedfish), 5003 nucleotides long. RefSeq names its product zinc finger protein 665-like. NCBI's taxonomy places the organism in Eukaryota, Metazoa, Chordata, Cladistia, Polypteriformes, Polypteridae. The transcript has 6 exons. The record is from RefSeq and is a predicted model, not a curated record. Bases 827 to 3883 code for a protein of 1018 amino acids.